This is a messenger RNA of Nelumbo nucifera (sacred lotus), 2326 nucleotides long. RefSeq names its product Serine carboxypeptidase S28 family protein. Gene Ontology annotation, molecular function: dipeptidyl-peptidase activity; serine-type exopeptidase activity. The record is from RefSeq and is a predicted model, not a curated record. Gene Ontology annotation, biological process: proteolysis. Lineage: Eukaryota; Viridiplantae; Streptophyta; Magnoliopsida; Proteales; Nelumbonaceae.
CCUAUAACCCAUGUUUAUCCUCAUCUGUACAGUUUGGUUUAACUUAAUGAAGGGCUGGCUGUUUUUCUUUUUGGAAAAAAAAGAAUCAAGAUAGAUGGUUUUAGAUUUUUAUUAUUCCGAACUCGCAACAAUUCACCUUAUUAGAGUCUAGAGCCUAGACUGAUCCAUCGUGAACGUGCCUCUUAACUCCAAAGUCCAAACAGAUGGGAAAAACAAGCACCGCGAACCUGUUACUCCCCUUCCUAUUCGUCUUGUUCUCAUCGUCUCCACCUUUAAUCACAACUGAAGCAUCAAAGCUUGGCUCCUUCAGAUUUGCUCCUCGUUUCUUCGGGAGAUUUGCAGCAAAUGCAGACCUUAACAACUUACAAACACACAAGUCGCUCAAAAUCCAAUAUGAAACCCGAUAUUUCACACAAGUCCUCGAUCACUUCAGCUUCUCCAACCUUCCAACAUUUCAGCAGAGGUACCUCAUCAACACUGACCACUGGCUCGGCCCCAAUAGUAUGGCCCCCAUUUUCCUCUAUUGCGGUAAUGAAGGCGACAUCGAAUGGUUCGCCGUUAAUACUGGCUUUGUUUGGGAGAUUGCUCCUCUAUUCAACGCCAUGGUUGUCUUCCCUGAGCACCGGUACUAUGGCAAGUCUAUGCCCUUUGGAAGUAGAGAUUCAGCGUACAAGAAUGCUGCUUCUUUGUCGUAUCUCACUGCUGAACAAGCUCUUGCAGACUUCGCAGCUUUGAUUACUGACCUGAAGCGGAAUAUGUCUGCUGAGGCUUGCCCGGUUGUUUUAUUCGGUGGAUCUUACGGCGGAAUGUUGGCAGCAUGGAUGAGGAUCAAGUAUCCACAUAUUGCUAUCGGGGCACUCGCUUCCUCAGCGCCCAUUCUGCAAUUUGAAAAUAUUGUGCCACCAGAAACAUUUUACGACAUUGUCUCCAAUGAUUUCAGGCGUGAAAGUGUCAGCUGCUUUAACACCAUAAAAAAGUCAUGGGAUGCAAUAGAAGCUGAGGGGCAAACAGAAGAAGGCUUGCUUCGCCUGACCGAGGAAUUCCACCUUUGCCGGAACCUGAGAAGCACACAAGAUCUUGAAGAUUGGUUGGAAUCUGCUUAUAGUUAUUUGGCAAUGGUGGAUUACCCAUAUCCUUCUGAUUUUAUGAUGCCUUUGCCAGGAAAUCCAAUAAAAGAGGUGUGCAGAAAGAUUGACAGUUUUCCUGAUGGGACUAGUACUUUAGAGCGUAUAUUUGCAGGAGUAAGUGUCUAUUACAAUUAUACUGGAGUAGUUGACUGCUUUGACCUGGGGGAGAGUAAUCAGGAUUUGGGAGCCGAUGGAUGGGAUUGGCAGGCUUGCACAGAGAUGGUUAUGCCAAUGUCAAGCAGCCAAAGCACUAGCAUGUUUACGGCAUACGAUUUCAAUUAUUCUUCUUAUCAAGACGAGUGCUUUAAGCAUUUUGGUAUCAAGCCAAGGUCUCGAUGGAUAACCACCGAAUUUGGUGGACAUAAUUUAUUGACUGACUUAAAGACGUUUGGAAGUAACAUAAUAUUCUCAAAUGGGCUAUUGGAUCCUUGGAGUGGUGGCGGCGUUCUUCAGAAUGUGUCUGAAACUAUCACUGCUCUUGUUACAAAAGAAGGUGCACAUCACAUAGAUUUGCGUCCUUCAAUUGAUGAGGAUCCAGAUUGGCUGGUUGAGCAGAGGGCAUCAGAAGUCAAGUUGAUUACAGGGUGGAUAAAUAAGUAUUAUCAAGAGAGGUCUGUAUUAUUCAGCAGCAUAUAGAGGCAAAUAGCCCUGGAUCCACAUAUAGGUACCCAGUCUGCAUUUUCUUCUCUCCCUUCAUCAGAUGGAGGUAUUGUUCCUUGGAUGAGCUUUGGGAAUUCUUACUGACUUGGCAAAAUGACAUUAUUCCUUCAGAAAAGCUUUGACUGAAGGUCGAGUAGAAAUUGUUAUAGGGAGGAUGCUCAAUUGCACAUGGCCUAUGCGUACCAUCAGUAUAAUCAGUCUUCAGUUUCUCAUUAGCACCAAAGUGAUCAAUGUGUUCUCUCACCCACCAAAUUUAAACCCAAUAGAUUUUGACAGCCUGUGCUCUCCAUUGGUUUCCCCACGUGACGUUAGUCCAUACAGUCAUGCCUCCAGCACUGUUAGGAAAGCCCUGCAUACAGUACAGGUUAGGUUCAGCCAGAAACCUUACCAACCAACCCGUUGGCACCUUGCAUGAUGGCUAUACUUUUAAGAGAGAUUGAUGAUAAACAUAUUUAGUCCAUGUAUGAGAUUGCUUAUUUGACAAGUGUUUAUCCUAAUAAGCGUUCAUGAGUGUUUGGUGAAAAAGCACUUAUUUCAAA